Molecule: messenger RNA, 1808 nt
Organism: Orbicella faveolata
Lineage: Eukaryota; Metazoa; Cnidaria; Anthozoa; Scleractinia; Merulinidae
Product: glutathione hydrolase 1 proenzyme-like
Source: RefSeq, a predicted model, not a curated record
AACGCAUUCGCGACAACCCUGAAGAUUUUUAUUAUGGAGAACUAGCCAAAGAUAUUGUCCAAGACGUCAAGGAUGGUGGCGGAAUUUUUACUUUGGACGAUUUGAAGAACUACAGAGUCAAAUUCAAGACACCAUUGAGCGGGACUUUAGGAGACUACACUUGGUACUCCACGCCUCCCCCAGGGAGUGGGGCUGUGCUGAGCUUAAUCCUUAACAUUUUAAAAGGAUAUAACAUGACGGCUCACGAUCGAGAAGGUCUAAACAACUCAGUCCUGACAUAUCACAGAAUAGUGGAAGCGUUCAAGUUUGCCUAUGCUUACAGAGCGUUGCUGGGUGACGAGGACUUUGCCAAUGUUACCGAGAUCGUUAAGAACAUGACCAACGCCGACUUUGCCGAAUCUCUACGCCAGAACAUUUGGGACAACAAAACAUUCAAUGAUUCCACGUACUAUGGCAACUUCUAUCUCAACUCGAGUCAGCAGGGAACUACCCACUUGUCUGUGAUCGCAGAAAAUGGCGACGCUGUUUCUGCCACCAUGACGAUAAAUCUCUACUUUGGAUCGAAAUAUCGAUCUACCAGGACUGGCAUUAUCUACAACAACGAGAUGGACGAUUUUUCGACUCCAGGUAAAAAGAACGCGUUUGGAGUGGAACCGUCUGAAUCAAACAUGAUCUACCCUGGAAAACGGCCCCAGUCUUCCACCGCUCCCACGAUAUUUCUGGACAAGGACGGCGUGGUUCGCUUAGUUAUCGGAGCAUCUGGUGGAACGAAAAUAACCACUGCUAUUUCUUUAGUCACCAUGAAUUACCUCUGGUUCAACCGAACUCUACCUCAAGCUGUAGUCGAUCCCAGGCUCCAUCAUCAGUUGCUUCCCAUGUACAUUCGCAUUGACAAAGAUUACCCCAUGCCCCUCGCCAUCCAAGAAGGACUACAAAAGCUUGGGCACGAGGUUAAGAACGUAAGUGGUUAUGCAGUCGUGCAGGCCGUGGCCAGAAACAAGGAUGGAACACUCACAGGCAAAUCCGACCCUAGGAAGAGCGGCUGGGCCGCUGGAUACUGAUCAAGUGAACCUUGUCACGUUGCUGUGUAUAUAUUACUAAACGCCUAGUUUGCUUCGCCCUCCAAAUAGCCUCCCCGAUGAUAAAGGGGCUGGACUCCUUAGUCAUUAAAUUCAACUAAACUAAAGUAGCCAGGUCACGUAUGAAGCUUUUUGGAACUGUGAGAUUACAUUUUUCAAGUACAUUGUUCGUGUCCGUCUCAUAGUGCCCCAAUUUUUACCAUCGCUGUUCUAUUUUUUAAGUUUUUCCAACUUGGUAAACUAUUGUUUUGAAGUCUGGUUUGAUAAAGUAAGCAAGUAAAUUUUACAUCUUGGUAAAUUUCGUCGCCGCCCUCUGCAAAACAAGCCAAAUUUAUGGUAUCGCGCCUCCUUUGAGAGACGAUCCUUAUCACAAUAAGAUUAUUUUCUGUUUGAAAAUUUAUAAAGCUUCAAGUUUGGGAAUAUUUCGUCGGGUCAGCUUUAAAAAAUUGAAAAUUAAGCGACUUUGUUUGGAUUUCGAGGGCACUGUUACUGUUUAAAAUAUGACGAACAGAUCACAGUCCAGUGAAACAUCAAAUUUUAAAAGUUUCCCUUUUCGUGAAAUAAAGUUAAGUUCUUUAUUACAUAAAAAAUAAAACCUUGGAGGAAGCCCACUUUAAAAUUUUUAGCUCGAGGCAGAAACAGUUAUACAGAUGUGAUAAACCAUUCAAGCUUUGAAAUAUAGAGCUUUAGAAUGAGCGCUUAUUAAAUAAACUUGUUACUUGUUUCAUA